AUGGCGGCAGCUGCCGAGCUAGGGAACACACCUGAAACCAGAGGGACGGCUUACGUCGUGUACGAAGACAUCUUCGACGCUAAGAACGCCUGCGACCACCUGUCAGGCUUCAACGUUUGCAACCGUUACCUCGUGGUUCUCUACUACAACGCAAACCGAGCCUUCCAGAAGAUGGACACAAAGAAGAAAGAGGAGCAGCUGAAGCUUUUAAAAGAGAAAUAUGGCAUCAACACGGACCCCCCCAAGUAGAGACGUCCCCACCUGUCUUCUGUCUGCAGACAUCGUCUUCACCGGUUCAUGCUUCUAAUGUAACCCUUCUUACAGCAUCGGCUGGUAAUAUCAGAGCAGCUGGUUUUAGAUUUCUGUUGGGAUUUGAAGCUUCAGGGUUUGAUUCUGCCGCUUCCUUUGAGCAACAUGGUUUGAUUUGUUCCCUUUUUACUCGUGCUGAGAUAUAAAUACGCUCUGCUCAUGUAAAGGUUAUGGUUUCUGUAAAAUAAAAGCUGUUUUCUAAAA
Messenger RNA from Nematolebias whitei (Rio pearlfish), 513 nucleotides. It is a transcript of the gene sf3b6, whose product is annotated as splicing factor 3b, subunit 6. NCBI's taxonomy places the organism in Eukaryota, Metazoa, Chordata, Actinopteri, Cyprinodontiformes, Rivulidae. Bases 1 to 249 code for a protein of 82 amino acids. The transcript has 3 exons. The record is from RefSeq and is a predicted model, not a curated record. Gene Ontology annotation, molecular function: nucleic acid binding.